Messenger RNA from Lathyrus sativus (Indian pea), 1272 nucleotides. NCBI's taxonomy places the organism in Eukaryota, Viridiplantae, Streptophyta, Magnoliopsida, Fabales, Fabaceae. The record is from the annotation of a GenBank genome assembly.
AUGGAGCACUCUGAUCCAAAAUCCACCAAGAAAGCAAAACACAAAAAGAAAGUGGAUACUGAACCACCUCCUGAACCAGUUCAUGAACCGGUUCAGGUUAAGGUUGAAGUUAUCCGUUCGGAUCCAGAGAAAAUGCCUCCGUUUGUUGGUUAUUUUCCAUCUGGAUUUGAUCCGGUUAAGCAAUCAUCACGUUCGACCGAUGUCCAAGUUUAUAGAAACCAGUUUAUGAGUAAGAGAACUGAGCUUGUUGUCAGCCCUGCUGGGUCGUCGGUUGAAUUCGUCGGAACGAGUUACGCCGGCGAGGCUACCGGACACCGAGGGAUGUAUGCGCUUGGUGUGUUUGAUAAGGAAGCUCAGACACUUAAAGUUGUGCGUCUUGGUGCUAAUAAGAUAUUUAGAUUGGAACCAAGAGUUAAAGGUUUGGAAUAUAAGGAGCCGCUUCCAAGUUCGAUUCCGGUGGAAGAGAUGAGUCAGGAUCAGUGGAGAGCCAAAAGUAGAUUGACUGAUGCUGCUUUUGGAACAAGGAGACAUAAUGAGAUGCGUAAUAAGUUUGAUGAAAUCAGAAAAGAUGAAGAACCUGAAGCUAGAAAGAACCUGGAUGAGAAAAUGAAAAAUGUUGAAGUAAAAGGAAUUGCUCUUGCAAACACAGAAGCUCAUGUCACUCGCCAUAUACCACCAUAUAAUACUAAUGCAACGACACCUCAGGAGGCUUAUGUAUUGGAUAAAAUCAUCCUUUCACUAGAAUGGAAUCACCUUCAAGACAUUUAUUAUCUCUUGCCAAAGGGAGAAGAAGCAGACUUCAGUGGUUACCCAACUUUUGUUCGCAACAGGAUAGACAAAUUAAAGAAGAUUCAGGACGAGUCUGAAAAGCAAAAACUUUGUUGCAUACUCUCAUUCAUCAAUUAUCUUGUCAAGUUCAAAGAUCAGCACACCAUGGAUGGUGUUUCCUCUUCCAAGAAUUAUAAAAUUCCUCACAUUCUGAAAAAUAGAUUUUUGACAUUGUUUGAAGUUUCUGAAACAAGAAGGCUGCCCCCUGAAAAGAUUACUCUUCUCGUGUCUUACGUUUUGGUGCUCACGCUUUUCACGGACGAAUUCAACACUGACUACAAAGAUAUAUCAAAGGAUCUGAGGAUGACUAUAGCACCUGUGAGACAACUGUACGAGCAUUUGGGUUGCAAAUUUGCAAAGGAGAAUGGGUGUUACUAUGCCAAACUUCCUGUGCCUCUUACAUUUCCUCGUAUAAGGAAUUUUAAGAGGAAGAAAAGAAAUUGA